AUGUUGCCCGACGAAAUCAUUACGCAGCUGGAUGCCGAGUUCCAAUGUCGCCAUCACCAAAUACAGCAUCUUGCCGCUCUCUAUAGUGCCCAUCUCCCAUCUCCACCCUUGCUCAACAUACACGGCCUGACAGCAACGGGCAAAUCAUCCAUCCUGCGCUCCUUCUUUCACCUGUCACGCUUAUGCCAUGUCAUCAUCAACGUCCGCGAAUGCAUCACCACGCGCCAUCUUGUCGAGCGCAUCGUCGCAUCUACUCUCGAUGCUCUUGACGAGUUCCACGACGAGAAGACGGAUAGGAGACCAUAUGCGCGAACAGAGAACCUAAGCGCGCUAUGUGUGAACAUGGGAAAACUACUGGAGGGAAGAGGGAAAUUUGUCCUAGUGCUAGAUGCCAUGGACAAGCUGCGUGAAGGGGGAGGAACAUUGAUCGCUGCACUGGGACGACUGGGAGAAUCGAUGCCCAAUCUCUCCAUUAUCCUCUCAACAACCCUACCACUUGCGCCUUCCGUCCUCCACUCUUCCUCAACCUUAUUCCUCCAUUUCCCAACUUACUCACGCACCGACCUUAUCGCCAUCUUAGGUGCAAGCCCGCCAAAAAUCUUCCUCGACCCACCGUCUCUCGAACAGUUUCCCGACUAUACCCCAGAUCUUGCUGUUGAGGAUGAUGCAUGGCUCUGGGGCCGCUUCCUACAAGCCGUAUACGACUCUCUCGCCAAACACACAGGCAGAGACUUGGUCAGCUUCAAAGAUUGUGCCAUGCGCCUAUGGUGGCCUUUUGUCGAGCCCAUAAUAUCAGGCCAAUUCGGCACGCGCGACUUCUCCCGCUUAAUGGUAAACCGGCGCCACCUCUUCCAACUCGAAGAUUCAGUCCUGGAUCGCAUCGUUGUUGCCCCCAGCACCGCUGACCCUGUAACCAACGACACCGUAACCCCCGCCACGCCCAGUAAAAAGAAACUCGCAAACAUGACCGCUCACACCCUCCCUUACUUUACAACCCACAUCCUCAUCGCCGCAUACCUCGCCUCCUACAACCCACCCCGCACAGAUGUAACCUACUUUAUGAAACACACAGAUAAGCGCAAGAACAAGCGCCGCGCCCCUACCGCCGCCUCUUUCAGCGUCACCGGUAAACGCACCGGUUCCAAGCAUCGGAAAAUUAGUCGACACCUCUUGACCCCCAGCCCGUUCACGCUAGACCGCUUGCUAGCUAUCUUCCGCGCACUACUCGAUGGGACGGUGCCUCAAGUGGCAGAUUUGUACACACAGAUUGCUACGCUAACGAGUAUGCGCUUGCUUGUUCGCGCGGGAGGCGCAGGCACGAAUGAUGCGUUAGAGCCCGGGGCGAGGUGGAGAGUGAAUUUUGGGUGGGAGUAUGCGAGGGCGUUGGGGCGGACGGUGAAUGUAGAGGUGGGCGAGUAUCUGGUUGGAGGUGUGGACUAG
This is a messenger RNA of Bipolaris zeicola 26-R-13, 1440 nucleotides long. RefSeq lists its product as uncharacterized. Bases 1 to 1440 code for a protein of 479 amino acids. The record is from RefSeq and is a predicted model, not a curated record. Gene Ontology annotation, molecular function: DNA replication origin binding. Gene Ontology annotation, biological process: DNA replication; DNA replication initiation. Lineage: Eukaryota; Fungi; Ascomycota; Dothideomycetes; Pleosporales; Pleosporaceae. The transcript is spliced from 3 exons. Gene Ontology annotation, cellular component: nucleus; nuclear origin of replication recognition complex.